Molecule: messenger RNA, 627 nt
Organism: Funneliformis mosseae
Lineage: Eukaryota; Fungi; Glomeromycota; Glomeromycetes; Glomerales; Glomeraceae
Source: the annotation of a GenBank genome assembly
AGUUUAGAUAAAGUACCAAAACAUCUCGCAAUAAUGUUUUGGAGUGAUGAUAUCCAGGAUGAAAGAUUGAUCGAAGUGGCGCUUCUGUGCUGUUGGUCUCAGUGUUUCGGAGUGAAAAUUGUUAGCAUUUAUGAUGCCGAAGGUCGCCUGGGACAUUACGCUCAUUUGCUUCAAUCUCAAAUCAACAUCAUUUCACAAAAAUUUUUCAUUUCGGAGAAGAUCAUACCCACUAUUCAAGUAACCUCUCUCGAUUCAUCAUCAUUAUCAUCAAUAAGUUCAUCCACAGAGACAGAACCAGAAUUACUGGUAAAUCUGGUCUCACGUUCCGAUGGUCGUACGCGAAUAGUGAACGUGGCAAAAUCAUUAACUGAUGACAUUAAACAGGAAAAGAUAAAAUAUGAAGAUGUGAAUAUUCUGGAAUUAGACAAGAGGUUAAGCAUAACACGAUUCCCUGAACCACAACUUCUAAUUUUAUUUUCUUCAAAAGUUUUUCUUGACGGAUUCCCACCGUGGCAUAUUCAUCUAACUGAAAUAUUUCAUGUGCCCAACAAUCAACAAUUCUGUUAUUUCAUCUUUUUACAAGGACUUCGUAAAUAUUCAAAAUGUAAUCAACGAUUUGGUAAAUGA